Molecule: messenger RNA, 828 nt
Organism: Puccinia triticina
Lineage: Eukaryota; Fungi; Basidiomycota; Pucciniomycetes; Pucciniales; Pucciniaceae
Exons: 7
Coding region: 1-828 (275 amino acids)
Biological process (GO): ribose phosphate biosynthetic process
Molecular function (GO): sedoheptulose-bisphosphatase activity
Source: RefSeq, a predicted model, not a curated record
AUGUCACUCGCGUGGUGUGUGAUAGCUCUGUACUUAAGUCCUCACGAGCUCUGGUGUCAGCGUGCCCAGGGCAAUCACCCUCAAUCACCACGGUCCACAUUCCGCCUUCGAACUUGCCCUCAAUGGUGGCUCCUAAGCGACUACCCCGUGUUUAUUGCGUCCGGCAUGGUCCCACCGAAUGGCAAGUUUUCGAGCAUCAAUGGACGGCACACCGGGACGACAGACCUGCCGCUCACUGAGGAAGGUGAAAAAAUCGUUGCCGACUCAUCGGGUAGACUUGUGGGGCCAAAUAAAAUCAUCGAUCCACAACUUUUUACGAAAGUCUUAAUAUCACCUAGGCAACGUGCUAAGCGGACCUUCGAGCUUUUGUUCAAAGACAACGUACCUGCGUUUGAAAUCGAGGAAAAUGUUCGCGAAUGGACCUACGGGGAUUAUGAAGGUCUAUGGAAACACGAAGUCGCUGAGAUAAGAAAACAGAAAGGGCUGCCGAGUGGCCGCGGUGGUUGGGAUAUUUGGGUAGAUGGAUGUGAAGGAGGGGAAAGUCCUGAGGAGAUCACAGCACGAGUAGAUUGCGUUGUGAGGAAAGUGAAAGACUUACACCGAGCGUGGGUUGAAGACCCCAAUCGCAAGGCCGAAGAUAAAGGAGGUGACGUGCUGAUCGUUACUCAUGGACACUUUUCUCGAUGUUUUGUGGCUCGUUGGCUAGGAUUGCCGCUGCCUCAUGGAAGCCUUUUCACCGUUGAGACCGGAUCAGUCACUAUUGGUCAAUACUACGGCGGUAGUCUAGACUAUCCAAUUCUUGGAGGUUUGAACAUUGGCUCCGUAUAA